Molecule: messenger RNA, 5417 nt
Organism: Xiphophorus couchianus (Monterrey platyfish)
Lineage: Eukaryota; Metazoa; Chordata; Actinopteri; Cyprinodontiformes; Poeciliidae
Gene: smim28
Product: small integral membrane protein 28
Exons: 2
Coding region: 3919-4800 (293 amino acids)
Source: RefSeq, a predicted model, not a curated record
AUGUGGGGGAUCUGCAGAGAUGUUUUCCUGACCAUAUUAAGACGGUUCUGUCCCAGUAAAGAUCAGGCAGUUUUUAGCUCACUCGAUAAGAAGGUCUUAGUGUGUCGUCAUGGUGACAUCUGUUGAUGUUGGAUCAUGAGAAGAGAAAGUUUUAAACUCACUGGUCACACCAUAUGACACCAACAGCCUCUUUAUGUCCACAGCUGUAAGCUAAUGCUCCUGUAAUGUUCUCAGUGGUUUGCACAUUGUGUCCAGCUGAUGUUUUAUCAGCCAUAAUGAUCGCUCCAUAAAAGGAGCUCAAAGAAACGAGAAUUAGUCGAUAUGCCAAUAAAUGGUGUGUGAAUUGUGACUCCUUUAGGAUAUGAUGGGUUCUCUACUGGGAGUAGUUUCCACAAUAACAAAUGACACCAAAAUAUGAGGCCCUAAAAUCAUGGUUAAUGUUGAGAAGGAAGACAGUCAAUCAGAGGCUCGUAGGUUCAUCUGGUUUAUAACACAACAAUCACAACUCAACUCAUAAAAAAUAAGUUUAAUAUUUUUGUUCUUGCCUGCAUGUUUCCUUGUAACGGUACUUUCUUGCGUUUGUACCUUGAAAUGAGGUUUUGUAAAUUUGCCCUGACCGCACCACGUUGAAACGGCCGGUUUUAAUCCAGGGUGAACAGGUCUUAGUAGAGCUGUUGUUCCAGAGACGGUUGAGACAAUCAGCCUCUGCUCAUCCUUUUACCGUCUGCUCUCCACACAACACACUACGACCUCAUUUUGUGAUUUGGGUCCAAGUGUUUUCACAAGCUGCAUAGAAUAGUUUCACAAGAUAAGUCUACAGAGAAAACCACUCUAAGCUGGAGCUGCACUGACCUCCAUUAACACCAAAGUCCACUUUAGGAUAGAUUAUGACAGAGGCAUGUUGCACUGAUGCGAGCGCCACUCAGUCGGAUCAUAUUGAGGACAGGAAGGCCAGUUGGUUUCUGAUUCUCCUAAGGAGAUUUACUCUUUUCACCCACUUCAUCAGUUUGUCCCAAUCAUUUCUAAGUACUUUCUCAUUCUUCAUUACUGCUUCAUUCACUCCAUUUGCUCCAGUUUUCUCUGACUGAUAAAACGACUCAAACCCAACCGAUUGGUGUCAAGUCAGUUUUCAUUGGACUGUUUAUCCAAACAAUUCAUCUUCAACUAUUUAUUUCAGAAUCAGUUUCUAAUUUGGAUUCCUUUUAUUUCAAAAACUAAAACUGAUUUUGAAUGUAGAAAAUAAUGUGUGGCCCUCUUACAAUAAUAAUAUUUCCAGAAGAUUUUCAUCUUACCCGGUAAAACUCCAGCUAUCAUUUAGUAAUAGUUUUUUUUCCACAACGCCUCGUUGAGUCCGACAGACACCAAGACUCUUUGACUCCUUCUGAUGUUUUGCAACUAAAAUCAAGUCAAGUGCUUGGAGAAAUAACUGCAGGAUGAAGAACGUUUCAUACACCUUACAGGUAUUUGGUGUUUGUCCAAAAACCAGUUAGACUUAACAUGGUCUCUGAACAUAUCAAACAUAAUGGUUAGCUGAUGUUAAUAAAUUAGAGACUUAUAAAAGUUUUGUUCAGCAUCUGAGUGAAAGUGAUCACAAAGUGAUUGAGUGCAUAAAAUGUGGAGAGUUAGUAAUGCAAAAAAAUGUUUUGCAUCACCAAAAGCUAUGAAACCAUCCAAGUGAUCUGUAAGGAUGAAAAAUCCAUCUGUCUGUUUCUGUGAAGCAGUGAAUACAGACUGAACAAUGACCGUCAGCAGGAUGUUUUUUGUCUCUCGGUCUCAUUCUGUCCCCACCCAGUGUCCCUGACCUGUCCUAAUUCCAGCUGUCUGAGGGCAAGCAGAGAGUGGACAGAUGUUGUCAGCCGUCAGUGUGAUCAGCAGUGAACAGAAAGGAUUUAGUUGUUAAGUCCAUGACUAAAAAAAAGCUGUUGACUAAUGUGUCUGUGUCAUGCAAACAUUCAUCACAAACUGAUUUUCCUUCCUCCUGCUUCACUCUGAUUUUUAUUUUUUGAAUCAGCCGGGAUAUUUGUCUGUGCUCUUCAGAGAUAUUCCCACUUUUAGUUCUUCUGUGUGGAUUUCACACAUUUAACCUAAAUUUGAUUAACCUAAAGCUUUGGCUGAAAGUUUCAGAUCUUGUGAUUGCCCCACACUGAAGAUCUUCUGUCCAAACAUCAUCUGUUAAUUUUAUUUGCAAAAUUAUUAGCAUUUUGCUUUUCAUUUUUGCUUGGAAGCCCUCGUCUUAACUCAUCCAGUAAUAAACAGAGAAACCAUCAAUAGUUUGGUGACUUCAGUUACAGAUUAGUGGGGAACUAAAAAAGCAAAGUCUGACCUCGUCUGCUUUCGCUGAGAUCAGACUUUAGUUGUGCUGCUGGGCAGAUGCAGCAGACUGUUUCAUGAUUGGCUGUGUCAUUGAUAGAUGACGGUUCUGAUUACAGGAAGGAAAGCUGUUUGUCUGGUAAUCGAGGAGCGGAGCAGUUAAAGCAGCUUUGAUGCAGCUGACCUGGCGUUUGACACGGCCAGAGAAAGUAUUUAUGUGACCCAGACAUGUGGCACAGUUUCUGAAGUGGACGGUUCCGGUACAGAGGGGUCAGAAACAUGCUGCACCAACCAAACUGGUAUUUUGAGUCUUUCUAAUCUACACCAUGUUUGUAAUCUUUUAAUCUCAUCCAAUAAAGAAAGAAAAACUUUAUUUCUAGAUUUCUAUAAAUCUACAAUUGAAAGAAUAAAGCUUUAUGAGGUGCAGAAAGUAGUAAGAGAUUUUUCUGUCUUGUUCUGUAUUUUGAAAUAUAAGGAUAAUAAUUACAUUUUUUAUUCAAAUAUUUCAGCAAGAUUCUUUAAACUCCCCUCAGUGUCUUAUGUAAAUGAUGCCCUGAAUAAUUAUUCAGGAACUCACAUCCAUCCCUCCUUUUGAGAUCAGGUCACAUCAUUUCUUUCUCCCAUCUCCUCCUGGAUGAUUCCAAACUGGUCCUGGUCCUGGAAGGAGUACUCUGCUCCUUACCUGAGUCCUUCUCAGCUCUGGACUCUCCUUUCCUUUGAUUGUAUCUGAAGAGAGGCGACCAGGAGUCUGCAGACGUUGCUCACCUCGUCUCUGACGCAGUCUGACCAAUGUUUUAGGGAGGUUCAGCUCUGCUGAAAGGAUCUUAUUCAUGAUCACUGGAACUCAGACGUAUCAGGACAGAAAACAUGGAUGGAGCUGAAAGCUAAAGCUGCAUCAUUAUUCACAACACAGCAUCUCAAGGCACUUUACAGAAAAAAGUUAUCAUCAAACAGUCCAUCAAGUUCAGUUCAAUACUCAAAGUAGUUUAACAAGUUUUCUAUCUAAGACACUGGUCUCAAGCAGCAGUCCUUAAGUCCUGCGACCUUUAGAUGUCUUUCUGCUUCAGCACACUGGAGUCCAAUAUUAGCUCAUUAGCAGAGCUCUGCAGAGCGUGAUUGGAUGCUUGUGAGACAGUUUUGUGAUUUAGGUCAAGUGUGUAGGAUAAGGGACACAUCUAAAAGUUGUAGGACUCUGGCCCUGAUCUAAGGAAACCCAGCAGAUUGAUUGAGUCAUUGAUUUGCAGCAUCCGCUCCUGGACAUAGCGACAGUAGACAGACACCAGCGUUGUGUCCUUGACUUUGCAGCAGUUCCUCAUACCAAUCAUGCAUGUAGCGACAGUGGAGAGGAAAGAUUCCCCUUUAACAGGAAGAAACCUCCAGCAGAACCAAAACCGUUGAGUUUUCAGCUCAAUAAAUUUGAACAAACUGUUGUUGCUUUUAUCAAAGAUCAUAAAAGAUCCAGAUUAAAACUGUCUGUUUUGAUUCAAAUCUGCCUCUUUCUCUGAGUUUGGAGCCUUUCUAUUACAGGACUGGAUUAUUUCUGAACUUUCUGCAAUUCAAAACAUCAGAUUUUUGUUUAAAGUGGAUCAUUUGCAUUGAUUGAUCAGGAUGAAACUCGAAUUGAAUCAAGAGUCCAGCUGUGUUGUUGUUCUGAUGAUCUGCCCAUCAGAACCAGUGACGUCUCUGUUCCUCUCCUCCUCUGGAUGCUCUCUCUCUGUCUGCUGCCCUCAUUUCUCCCCUCCCACUCAUCACUUUUUAUUUCAGCCUGAUCACUUCGGCGCCACUCUCAGUGAAACCAUCAGCUGUGAGCAGACAGCUCCUCCGCUGCGCCUCUUUGCUCCACCUUUACUUUCUGUCUGCUUGUGGCCUCUGGUUUCAGCAGGACUUUGGAUCCUCCUCCAGCCCACCAUGCGGUCUCUGCUGGAGAGCAGCUGGAUGAGGUUUGGACCUGCAGGUCGGGACUCUCUGGACUGGUCCACUGUCCCAUCACCGCUGCCGUCCACCGACAGACAGGCUACGGGUCAAGGUUCAGGUGAAGCCAUCAUCAGCACCAGAUUCAUCACCUACAUCGUCAUAGGAACGGCUUCCUUCCUCGUCCUUUUGGUGAGCAUCCUUGGCUUUCUGAUCUGUCGGCGCCGGCGGGGCUUCCGUCUGGAUGGGAAGCUGGAUUUGGCCAACGUGAUCGCCCUGGAAGAUCUGCAGGACCCGGAGAGGAACUGUGAGCUGCUGUCCUCCCUGCGCCGCAGCAGGGGCCAGUUUCCCAGUAGCAGCUCUGAACAGGAUGUGUCAGAUGGGGUGUUCCUCAUGGUCUACCUGCCCUCGCCCUAUGAGCAGACCCUCACCAGGAUCGCCAGGGCAGCCAGCACAAGCAGCUCCAAGGAUGUGGAGCUGCUGCCAUCCAGUCCUGGACCAGAGACAGGAGAGUCAGAGAAAGAAGGGAUGGGAACGAAUGAUGAAGUAAUCCUGAAGGCAGAAAACAUGACUGAAUAAAUGUGAAACAAGAAAGAGGACACUAAAGGACAGAAUGCAACAAUAAAAGACAUUCAUUAUCCAGAUGAUUUCUUCUCUCUAAUGCCUCUCGGUGAGCCAGACUUCUUCAGAAAGGUCACAUGGUAGAAGAAGAGAUCACUGCUCCUGUGCAUUUAACAUAAUUUGGCUGACCAGGAUCCAGAACACACGAUCGAUCCACCGAUUCAUUUGCUGUUGACAGGGACACUGUUGCCACGGUUUCCCUAUAGAUGACCAUUUAAAAUCACACAAACAGAACUAUGAACUAGAACUUCCUCCCCAUGAAGCCGACCUGAACCCAGGAGAUAUUUACAGGUUAAAAUGCCGAAACAUCCCUCGUUCAAAAACACCAGCAGAAAAAUCCCUGCUUAUUUUACAUUACGGUUUGUAAAAAUGUAAAUCUGCGCUAAAGAGAUUCUAUUUUUUACUUUACUUGUAUAUCUGUUUUAUUAGCUGUAGCAUGGUUGUGUUUUUUACCUUUGAACUUUCCUGCUCUUGUAUUUGAACAGAACCAGCUGGAAUGAAAGUUACAGACGAAGGUGAUUAUUUGUACCCUGUCUUUGAAGACUACUAAUAAAGUAAGCUUAAAGCAUGUGGUA